GGUUUGCUAGCUGUAGAUACUACUCUCUGUUACUAUAUAACUAUAUGCCUCGCUAACUCGAUAUAUAUUUAAAGAAACUUGCAACUCUAGAGAGAGAAAGAAGAUCGAUGGAGGAUUUGGUAUUGAAGAUGGUGUGUUCGACGGUUAUGGCGGCGGUGGUUUGCUUCGUCAUUCAUUUCUACAGAACAACGGUGGUGAUUAAGUCACAGACGGUGAGGCGAAAACUCCGCGUUCAAGGAAUCAAAGGUCCUUCUCCUUCGUUUUUCUAUGGAAAUCUUUCAGAAAUGCAUCGGAUUCAGCUGAACGCAAUCAAACCUUCUCAUUCUCAUAUUGUAUCUCAUGAUUACACGUCUUAUCUCUUCCCUUAUUUCGAACACUGGAGAAAACUAUAUGGUCCAAUAUAUACAUAUUCAACAGGUUUCAGACAACAUUUGUAUAUUAACGAUCCAGAGGCUGUAAAGGAAAUGAACUUGUCCACCAGUAUAGACUUGGGGAAGCCAAUUUAUAUGACCAAAAGACUCCAAUCCAUGCUUGGCAACGGCAUUAAUAGGUCCAACGGUCACCUUUGGGUUCAUCAACGUAAAAUUAUUGCUCCUCAUUUCUUUGUCGAUAAACUGAAGGGUAUGGUGGGGAUAAUGGUGGAGUCAGCAGAAGAUGUGGUUAGAAAAUGGGAGGAAUUAAUUGGGACGGUGGAGAUUAGGGUUGAUGAGGAGUUAAGAAGCCUCUCAGCUAAUGUGAUUGCUAGGGCUUGUUUUGGGACCUCUUUUUCCAAAGGCAAACAUAUUUUCUCCAAGCUUAGAACUCUCCAAAAACUCCUCACUAACCAAAGCUUGCUUUUUGGCAUGCCAGGUUUUGGGUUUUACGGUUACAAGAAUCGCAAAUUGAUCAAGAACUUGGAACGAGAAGUGGAGUCACUAAUAUGGGAGACAGUUAAAGAACGAGAAACAAAAUGCUUAGAAAAAGAUUGUAUUGAAAAAGAUCUAUUGCAGCAAUUACUUGAAGAAGCAACACUCAAUGAUACUGAUUUUUCAGCCAAACGAUUCAUAGUUGACAACUGCAAGAGUAUAUAUUUUGCAGGUCAUGAAUCUACUGCUACUGCUGCCACUUGGUGCUUGAUGCUCCUCGCAUUACAUCCCGAGUGGCAGUCUCGACUCCGAGAGGAGAUCGCUCGAUUUUGCAGUCAUGGCUUCGAUUCAGAUUCAUUAUCCAACUUGAAGAUGAUGGAAAUGUUGAUACAAGAGGUACUGAGGCUAUAUCCACCAGGAGCAUUUGUGUCAAGAGAGACACUUGAAGAUGUACAAAUUGGCAAAAUCAAAGUUCCAAAGGGUGUAUGCAUUUGGACUUUGAUUUCAACUUUGCAUAGAGAUCCAAACAUUUGGGGACCCGAUUCCAAUGAGUUUAGACCCGAAAGAUUUGCCGACGGAGUUUCUAAAGCCUGCAAAUUUGCUCAAGCUUAUAUCCCAUUUGGACUCGGGACUCGUUUGUGUUUAGGCAAAAACUUCGCGAUGAUCCAGCUCAAGAUCAUUCUCUCGCUCAUCAUCUCCAACUUUACAUUCACUUUGUCUCCUAAUUAUUGUCAUUCUCCUAUUUUUAGAAUGAUCGUCGAACCUGAACAUGGAGUCCAGAUUAUUUUUCGAAAGGUUUAAAUUGCAAUAUGUAACUAGCUUUUGAAAUAAUUAAAAAAAAAGUGCUUGAAAUUAAUUUUCUGUGAAAAUAAAUUGUACAAUAUAGCUACUAUAAUGCUGUAAUAUUAUUGGAAUUGAGCGAGCCUUCUUGUAAAUGUAAAUAAAAUUUGCCUUGAUAUUAAAAGUAGUAAUUUUAGUCAA
Molecule: messenger RNA, 1826 nt
Organism: Mercurialis annua (annual mercury)
Lineage: Eukaryota; Viridiplantae; Streptophyta; Magnoliopsida; Malpighiales; Euphorbiaceae
Product: cytochrome P450 714A1-like
Molecular function (GO): heme binding; iron ion binding; oxidoreductase activity, acting on paired donors, with incorporation or reduction of molecular oxygen
Source: RefSeq, a predicted model, not a curated record